UUUGAAAAUGUCGGGUAAUUCUCCCCACGGCGGAGGUUUUCCAGGUGCCGGCGAUGAUUUCGAUCCCAUGACUCAACCCCCGAGGACCCGACCUUUCAUUCCCGGGAGGUACCGUCCGCCAGCACAUGUUUUUCCGCGCGCUGUCUUCCGUCACUUUACCAGUUUUGACGAGCGAGCACCCGGGGAUUUGCUUCUCAGAGAGCCGGAGCAGCAUCUCUCUCACGAGGCCCGAGAGGUUGGUUCCCGCAGUGUGCGAGGGUACGGUUCCACCAUCGCACAGGACUGGUACGCCGAGCUCCCGGAGGGUGUCCGGGAUUUGGUAGAUUUGGCAGGAUUCGGGCCUUUCUGCGUCGGGUUGUCACGUUGUCCUGCCAGGAGGACACUGAUGGCAGCCUUGGUAGAGAGAUGGUGGGACACCACCAACUCCUUUCAUUUCUCUACUACCGGGGAUAUGACCAUGACCCCUUUUGACUUCGCUGUAUUGACCGGCUUAGACGUCGGAGGUUGGUCCAUCCCCUACAAUGAGGAUAUGGCUAUGGGCUUACGUAUACUUCCCAUCGUUAGCCCCAGUGCUGGAAGUGGUGGGGAUUCCCGUGACCCCUUAUUCAUUGAUAUUUGA
Messenger RNA from Camellia sinensis, 619 nucleotides. The record is from RefSeq and is a predicted model, not a curated record. Lineage: Eukaryota; Viridiplantae; Streptophyta; Magnoliopsida; Ericales; Theaceae.